This is a messenger RNA of Diaporthe citri, 1458 nucleotides long. RefSeq lists its product as uncharacterized. The transcript has 4 exons. Gene Ontology annotation, biological process: secondary metabolite biosynthetic process. The record is from RefSeq and is a predicted model, not a curated record. Gene Ontology annotation, molecular function: FAD binding. The coding region runs from base 1 to 1458 and encodes 485 amino acids. Lineage: Eukaryota; Fungi; Ascomycota; Sordariomycetes; Diaporthales; Diaporthaceae.
AUGCUGCAGUCCAUCAACAACCGAGUACCUCAGUGCGAGUGCAAGUAUCGAAACCCCCAAGUCGACACCAUGGCCGCCGAGACGGGCCAGUCCCCGAGGCCCCUGGACCUCGCCAUCAUCGGCGGCGGCAUCUCAGGUAUCACUCUAGCGAUAGCCUUGUACAAGCGAGGAGUCAGCUGCACCGUCUACGAGGCUGCCUCGGAGCUGACUGGGAUCCGCGGCGCAGUACCAAUCAGCUGCAAUGCCCUGCGUGCUAUGGAGCAGGUCGACCGCUGUGUCCUCGGCGCCUACAACCUCGCCUCGACGCGCAACCAAUCCGUCUCGAAGAGGGAUGUGUGGUGUGACUUCGUGGACGGCAUGUCACCACAGCCGGCGACGCAUCUCGAGCCCCUGUUUUCCAUUCUCGGCGCGGAAAAUGUUGCACAUAAUGUCGUGUCUUGCACACGCUUUCUGGACGAGCUGGUGAGGCUUCUACCAAGGGACACGGUGAGGUUCGAGAAGGAGCUGAAACAUGUAUUGGAUGAUAGAAUCGGAUCUGGCAAGAUGCUCAUGAAGUUUGGUGAUGGCUCCGUGGCAGAAGCAGACGCAAUCAUUGGCUGCGACGGUGUCAGAUCUCGGACAAGAGCCAUCAUGGUUGGCGAAGAUCAUCCUGCCGCAAUGGCAUCUUACACCCACAAAUACGCCUACCGCGGCCUCGUGCCCAUGUCACAGGCGUCCCUGGCGCUGGGUACGGAGAGGGCGAUGAAUGCAACAUGCUGGCUAGGGAAGAACAGACACUGUAUGACGUUCCCUGUGGACCAGGGCCAGAACAUGAGCUUUCUGGCCUUCGCGACCAAUGACCGCGAGGGUUGGCCGAGUGACAAGACACAAUGCCUAUCCACAACAAAAGCCGAGGCUUUGGACGAUUUCCGUGCGUUUGGUCCAAACGUCAAGCACAUUAUCAAGCUCGCAACAGGAGACUUCGAGAGGUGGGCGAUCUUCGACCUCAGCGAUUACACCCUCUCGUCCUAUUUUAAAGACAGAAUAUGCCUGCUCGGCGAAGCAGCACACGGCUCGAGUCCACACCACGAGGCCGGGGCGAGCCUCUGCAUCGAAGACGCUGCAGUUUUAGCUUCCCUCCUAUCAAUUCCAGAAAUCAAAGGAACCGAGACUCUCGAAAAGGUCUUUGCAGCUUAUGAUGCCAACAGACGCGAGCGGACACAAUGGCACGUGAAAAGCAGCAGACGUGCAGGAAACCUCGUCGAGUACCUGACCAAGGACGUUGGGAAAGAUAUUGGCAAGAUGGAGAAGGAGCUGAACGAGCGGCUGAACCAUAUCUGGAAUUUCGACAUUGAGGAUUCGAUCCGGGAGGCCACCAAGGAUUUACAACGCAGGCUGUCCGUGCCCGGCUUACACAAGUACGACUCUCAGAAGAUGCCUUGGUUCUUAAACGAACAUAACGGCCUGGAGACCCAGUGA